Lasiosphaeria miniovina is the source of this 1197-nucleotide messenger RNA. Its product is annotated as Septin-domain-containing protein. Gene Ontology annotation, cellular component: microtubule cytoskeleton; septin ring; cytosol. NCBI's taxonomy places the organism in Eukaryota, Fungi, Ascomycota, Sordariomycetes, Sordariales, Lasiosphaeriaceae. The transcript has 6 exons. Gene Ontology annotation, molecular function: GTPase activity; molecular adaptor activity; GTP binding. Gene Ontology annotation, biological process: intracellular protein localization; cytoskeleton-dependent cytokinesis. The record is from RefSeq and is a predicted model, not a curated record. Bases 1 to 1197 code for a protein of 398 amino acids.
AUGUUCGCAGACACGACGAGAGCUGACACGCGCGACUUCAAACAACAGAAGAUGAUCCGCCGGAAGAAGAACGUCAAGAAGGGCAUCCAGUUCUGCUUGAUGGUCUGUGGCGCUUCGGGUACCGGCCGGACCACCUUCGUCAACACACUUUGCAACAAGACCGUGCUCGGUCACAAGGAGUCCGAUGACCCAGCCAACGCUCAUGUCGAGGAGGGCGUAAAGAUCAAGCCUAUUACCGUUGAGCUAGAGUUGGAUGAGGAGGGCACGCGCAUCUCCCUCACCAUCGUUGACACACCGGGUUUCGGAGACCAGGUAGACAACGAGGCCAGCUUCUCAGAGAUUGUCGGCUACUUGGAGCGGCAAUACGAUGAUAUCCUUGCGGAGGAGUCGCGUAUCAAGCGUAACCCCCGUUUUAGAGACAAUCGUAUUCACGCCAUGCUCUACUUCAUCACGCCCACAGGCCACGGUCUUCGCGAGUUGGAUAUUGAGCUGAUGAAGCGCCUGGCGCCCCGAGUUAAUGUCAUCCCUGUUAUUGGCCGAGCAGACUCCCUGACGCCCGCUGAGCUCGCAGAGUCCAAGAAGCUCAUCAUGGAGGACAUUGAGCACUACCGAAUCCCGGUCUACAACUUCCCCUACGAUAUCGAGGAGGACGAUGAAGACACGGUCGAGGAGAACGCUGAACUCAGAGGCCUGAUGCCUUUUGCCAUCGUCGGAUCAGAGGACGAGGUCACUAUUGAUGGCCGCCAGGUCCGCGCUCGUCAGUAUCCGUGGGGCAUUGUGGAGGUCGACAACCCGCGCCACUCGGAUUUCCUAGCCAUUCGUUCGGCCCUGCUGCACAGCCAUCUUGCUGAUCUCAAGGAAAUCACACACGAUUUCCUGUACGAGAACUACCGUACUGAGAAGCUCAGCAAGAGCGUCGAGGGAGGUGCUGGAGUCGAUUCGUCGAUGAACCCCGAAGACCUUGCGUCGCAGUCUGUGCGCCUGAAGGAAGAGCAACUCCGCCGGGAGGAGGAGAAGCUCCGCGAAAUCGAAGUCAAGGUGCAGCGCGAGAUCAACGAGAAGCGCCAGGAACUCUUGGCCCGCGAGUCUCAGCUCCGCGAGAUCGAGGCACGAAUGCAGCGCGAAGCCGCAGCCGUGGCCGCCCAACACCCGGGUGGCAACCACGCCGAAGCCAACGGCGACCAGGAUGGGAACUGA